GACUGUGAAAAUGUUUUGCACUUACCUAAAGAUGCUCAAGGUGAUUUGGAUUGCAGGAAACUUGUUGAGCAGCUGAAGGAAUGCCCAACGCUGCAUGAUCAAGCAGAUAUUUUAUAUAUCUUACAUAUACUAAAAGGUGCUGACUGGGACACAAAGCUGGAUGGACAGCACGGUGUCACCGUUCAUUGCCUACUCAAUGAGCUCUACAGAAAGGCAGGCCUCAAUCAAGAGUGGGGCUUGAUCCGUUAUAUUUCUGGUAUACUCAGAAAGAGAGUGGAAGUCCUGGCUGAGGCAUGUACAGACCUUCUGUCGCAUCACAAGCAACUUACAGUGGGCCUGCCACCAGAACCCCGCGAGAAAAUCAUUACCACCCCACUGCCACCUGAGGAGCUCGCAGAUCUUAUUUAUGAAGCGAGCGGCCAAGACAUCAGUAUUGCAGUCCUGACACAGGAAAUAAUUAUGUACUUGGCGAUGUAUGUCCGGUCACAGCCUAGUCUUUUUGUGGAGAUGCUCAGGCUCCGUAUUGGUCUGAUCAUUCAGGUGAUGGCCACUGAGCUGGCUCGGAGUCUGAAAUGCUCAGGUAAGAAAGCUUCAGAGAGUUUGAUGAAUCUAAGUCCCUUUGAUAUGAAAAAUCUCCUACACCAUAUUCUCAGUGGAAAAGAGUUUGGUGUGGAAAGAAGCUUACGACCUGUAGAUUCCUCUUCAUCUAGCCCUGCAAUUUCUAUUCAUGAAAUGGGGAAUUCUGGAGCAACCAAAACAGAAAGAAGUGGUAUUACUAAAUUGAAGAGUGAGAUGAAGCAGUUCUUUCAUGAGAGCCACUCCAUGUCCAGCAGCAUGUUCACUUCCACGCGGGGCAGUACUCCAUCGUCUCCCACUAGUACUUCUCCUACUGCCUCCAGUGGAGAGACGAGCUGGGGUGACCGAAAAGGGCAGUGGCUGCGCAGAAGGAGGCUUGACGGUGCUAUUAACAGAGUUCCUGUUGGCUUUUAUGAGAAAGUGUGGAAAAUCCUUCAGAAGUGCCAUGGUCUGUCCAUUGAUGGGUAUGUCCUUCCUUCUUCAACCACCAGAGAGAUGACCCCGUGUGAAAUCAAGUUUGCUGUGCACGUGGAGUCAGUGCUGAACCACGUACCCCAGCCGGAGUACAGGCAGCUCUUGGUGGAAGCUAUUCUCGUUCUCACGUUCCUCUCUGAUGUCGAGGUGAACAGCAUCGGGGGCAUCGUCCACGUGGAUCGAAUCGUGCACAUGGCCAAUGACCUGUUUCUGCAGGAACUGAAAGCGUUCGGAGCUACCGGUAGUAUCUUGGAGAAGGACGUAGCCACAGGAAUUUGCCACUUUUUUUAUGACAGUGCUCCAAGUGGGGCCUAUGGCACCAUGACCUACCUAACAAAAGCCAUAAUUAUUUAUUUACAUGAUUUCCUGCCUAGCACAGGCUGUGCCAUGCAAUAA
Messenger RNA from Tauraco erythrolophus (red-crested turaco), 1446 nucleotides. The record is from RefSeq and is a predicted model, not a curated record. Lineage: Eukaryota; Metazoa; Chordata; Aves; Musophagiformes; Musophagidae.